CAAAGAGCUCCAGACCUUCCUAAUAUUCCCUGGCUCCGUUUUCAUUCUUGAUAUUCACUUGGGAGACUGUGUACAUUAUUCAGGAUGAAUCGGAUUCUUCUCCUUGGGGUCUCUAUGCUGCUCUUCUGCUCUCCUGCCCAAGGCCUCGUGUGUAAGCUCUGCCGUUCCGGAAAUGGCAAGGUCUGCUAUUUGACGGAAGAAACAUGCAAGACUCGCUUCGGAAAGUGUUACACGUAUACCGGCUACCUUGAUGACGAGCUCUAUUACAUGAGUUAUGGCUGUAUAAGUGAUGAAUAUUCGGAUUACUGCACCACAGUGGAAAAGGAGGGAAAAUACACACACAUUUAUUCUUGUUGUGACACCGACAAGUGUAAUGGGAAAGCCCUACCUCUGCCUCGUGGCGGAAAUUAAACUGUGGAGAGGAUUGCCAAUGGCUGCAGUUGUCUUUAUUCCACCCUGCUGUGUG
Molecule: messenger RNA, 466 nt
Organism: Zootoca vivipara (common lizard)
Lineage: Eukaryota; Metazoa; Chordata; Lepidosauria; Squamata; Lacertidae
Source: RefSeq, a predicted model, not a curated record